Molecule: messenger RNA, 549 nt
Organism: Drosophila eugracilis
Lineage: Eukaryota; Metazoa; Arthropoda; Insecta; Diptera; Drosophilidae
Exons: 1
Coding region: 55-378 (107 amino acids)
Source: RefSeq, a predicted model, not a curated record
UUGGACUGAAAGCAUUGCUUAGUCAGUUGUUUGUUUGCCAUCAAGAAGAACGCAAUGCAAGCCAGUCUACUGCCCAGUCUCUGCCUAAUCCUGGCUAGCAUUCUGCUAAUGCAGAUGGGCCAAGGUCAAGCCAAACCUUUAGACGUAGAUAUACCCAGUCUGGAUGCCAACGAGUUGGAUACGGAUUUCGAUGAGGAUGUCACGGACAAGCCAUUGGGUAUUGUUUCCAUCAAAGUGCGACACAUUCAGACCGAUGCCGAUCUGUGCCAGCAGCUGUCGCGUUAUCCGCCACAUCAUCCACAGUGCCAUAGCUAUUGCAAGCGGCAAGGUCAUUGGCUGGGACAGUGCAAGAAGGAAACCUGCCAUUGUUUCUCAUAGGUGGCGCUGUACUUUGUUUGGGUGUAAGGAGAGGUUUUUUUUUUUACUAAUUGAUUAAAUGUUAUAAAAAUAUUUGAUAUUUAUAUUAUUAAAUAUGAAAAUGUUAGUUUUUAAUGUGUACUUUGAUGGUUUUUAAAUGUUUUUUUUUUAAAUAUUUUUUUAAUGUUUUUU